UAUUGAUGAUUAUUACUCCUGGUCCUGCUAAGCCCCAUAAGGUACGCGCAAUGGAAAAGAGAGAACACAACAUGGCCUCAAUUACGCAUCUUUGUUCGGUCUAUCCGAGUCGAGCUCGUUCUCGACCGCCAUGUCCACGUCACCUCCAUCGGAAAAUCUAGCUCCUGCCUUCCACACUGAUGUAAAACAGGUUGUGGACAUCAAGUCAGACGACUCACCUGACCUAAACGCGAACCAAGUUGCUAUCUCGUCUAUCAGCAAGGAUGAACCGCUUGUGACUAGAAGGGAGUUGUGGAGCUAUUACCUGUACUCUAAUGGUGGUAAUGGUGUCGGUUUGGGCUAUACACAGACCCUGUUCCAAGGGCUUGCCACGGCGGCGGGAUAUGAUCCAGUCGCAGGCCCUGGCUCGUCAUGUCUUGCGGACACUGCCUCUGGCCAAUGCAUAGUUCCCUGGGGUAGCGGAACAAAGUCAGUUUCCAGCGUGGUGCUGACUGCAGAUGGUAUUAGUUUCGCUAUCAUGACAGCUAUACUAACUACUAUCGGUUCUGCUGCUGACUAUGGUACAUUCGGACGGUGGUUGCUGUUCGCUAUCACUGUAGUGUGCUGGGCUGCGCAGUAUGCGUGUAUGGCACUUACCACACCAAACCGAUGGGUCCUUGCGAUGGUUCUGUACAUCAUCGGUUUCGUGUCAUACAGUGUUACUCUGGUUUUCUAUGCCGCUCUAUUCCCUCGCCUCGCACGAAAUACAUCACGUGCACGCCAGUUUAGAGAGAAGUAUGAAAAUGGCGAGAUUCCUCCUGAAGUUUACGAGCAAGAAGAGUCGCUGGAGAAGAAUAGGAUCACUGAUGUCUUUACUGUUCAUAGCAAUGUUGGAUUUGUGACCACACUAUUGCUGAACUUGGCGCUUUUGCUGCCGAUGGCGAACAACCCCAAGGUAGACAAUUAUGUGAUCGUGGUUGUCAACACAUAUUGGGUGGUAUUAGGUAUCUGGUGGUUUGUCUUCCAGGAACCUAGGCCAGGCCCCGAAUUGCCUAAAGGUGAAUAUUACCUGACCAUUGGAUGGAAGCAGAUCUGGGCUGCGCUGAAAACAUACAAGCAUCUUCCCUACACCUUUGUGUAUCUGUUCUCCUACUUUCUUCUUGCAGACGGUCUCAAUACUACUGGAACCCUCGUUUCCGUAUGUCAGAACGACAAGUUUAGUUUCUCGUUCCUGCAAAAUACAUACCUGGGCUUGUCCCAGGCUAUUACUUCGACAAUCAGCACUCUCGCCUUUUGGUACGUCCAGAGAUAUUGGAAGAUUAGCACGAAGAAGAUGGUGUGUAUUGCUACUUUAUCAUGCUCUCUUUACUUGACUGCCAAUGGCACAGUUUGUGGUCACGAAUGUUGUCACGAUUUUGAUUCCGCUAUGGGGUAUGAUCGGAAUAUGGACAGAAAAACUCGGGUUCCACAACGUAUGGGAGUUCUGGUUUGUCAAGACUCCGCGUUUAUAUUGUUUUGUUUUUAUAUUAUUAUCAGGGCGUACAAUGUGAUGUUUGGCCUCUUCCAGGCGCCCUAUUACGCGUACUCUCUGACAAUGAUGUCUGAGCUUAGUCCGCCGGGUUUUGAAAACAUGUUCUUCGGUCUCUUCGGUCUAUCCAACCGCGCCUCUUCCAUGGUGGGGCCCAAUGUCAUACAGGUCAUCAUCGACAAGACGGGGAAUAACUGGCAGGGGUUCCCGUUCCUCUUUGCGAUGUGUACGGCUGCCUCUGUGGUGAUCUGGUUCGGGGUCGAUAUCACGAAGGGGCGAAGGGAUGCUGUGAGGUGGGCGGCUGAGCAGCGCAGGCAUAUACAGUAGAGCGAUCGUUGUAUAUUUUCGUUCUUUGAGGUGACCUGGGGCAUUUCUAAUGUAUACUGUCCAUGUUAGCAAGUUU
Molecule: messenger RNA, 1910 nt
Organism: Suillus subalutaceus
Lineage: Eukaryota; Fungi; Basidiomycota; Agaricomycetes; Boletales; Suillaceae
Product: autophagy-related protein 22-like protein
Exons: 11
Coding region: 131-1834 (567 amino acids)
Source: RefSeq, a predicted model, not a curated record